Messenger RNA from Mercurialis annua (annual mercury), 1777 nucleotides. Its product is annotated as protein FAR1-RELATED SEQUENCE 5-like. Lineage: Eukaryota; Viridiplantae; Streptophyta; Magnoliopsida; Malpighiales; Euphorbiaceae. Gene Ontology annotation, biological process: regulation of DNA-templated transcription. The transcript has 4 exons. The coding region runs from base 104 to 1777 and encodes 557 amino acids. The record is from RefSeq and is a predicted model, not a curated record.
CACAGGCGAAAGACAUUUUUACCCUUUAGCAAAAUUUCAAAAAAAAAAAGUUCUCUCAACUCAUUCGAACACACUCGAACAACUACGUAAAAAGUCGAGUAAAAUGACGGAUAACGAGUAUAAUUCGUCGGGAAACGAGUACCGACAGUCGGAAACAAGUUUUCCCGGCUUUUCCGAGGUUGAUUUAGAAGAUUAUGGCGGUGAUGGAAUUGAUUACAGCGAUUGGUUUAAGCUAGAUCAUGGGUUUGAUAGUGAUGUUGAAGCAAUUACUUGGGCUAAGAGUACUGCUAUAAAGAUUGGAUUUGAAUUAGUCAUUUCGUCACAUAAGAACGAGGGGAAAAAGAAGCUUCUACGAUGUGCUCGGGGUGAGCGUUACAGAGGUUCAUUCACAGAUUCUGAUUCCUUCGUACGGAAAAAUACGAAGACAAAAGCGUGUAAGUGCAAAUUUAAAAUUAUUGUCAAAUUAGGAAAGACUGCAUGGUUUAUACUUACAGAUCCUGGUAUUUCGAGUACACACAACCAUGCUCUAGCUGUGUAUCCUGAAGGAUACCGUCAGAUGAGUGGGCUGAGUGGCGAGGCGAAAGAAAUUGUGCGAGAUAUGAGUGCGGCACAAGCGAAGCCGUGUUCUAUCAUGGCAGCUUUAAAAGAAAAAGUACCAUCUGACAACCCUACAAUAAAGCAAGUGUACAACUAUAGAGAGACUUUGAGAAAGUCUAGCUUUGAGGGUAGAGAUGUGGUUGAGCAAUUUUAUCACAUGGCUCAACAAAAUGAUUAUGUACACUGGACUCUUGCUGAGGAGGAUACAGGUGUGUUGACCCAUAUUUUCAUGGCUCAUCCUGAUUCAGUGAGACUACUUCGUACGUACUACUGGAUCAUCGGCAUGGACUCCACGUACAAGACGAACAAGUACAAGCUGCCUUUUUUUGAGAUUAUUGGAAUGACUCCUUGCAACAAGAACUUCAUAAUUGCAUAUGCAAUUAUGAAGGAUGAGACUGAAGGGAGUUACAGAUGGGUAUUGGAGAGACUGAGGUGCUUGAUUGGGGAACAUAUUCAUCCGAGCGCUAUUCUUACUGAUCGAGAAUUGGGGCUUAUGAGACCAGUGUCAGAGGUUUUCCCACGUUCUUCUCAUCUACUAUGUACGUGGCACAUAAAUAAGGACGUAGAAGAUAGAGUGUACAGAAUUAGUGGGAAAAACCAAGAGUUUGCUGAAAUUUUCAAGAAUAGUACAUGGAAGAAAAUUAUCAGAGCGCCAAGUUUUGAUCAAUAUAACAUAGCUGUGGAGCACUUCAGAGAUCGGUUUAAAGGUUUUCCAGGGUUGAUACAGUACAUUGAGGGGACUUGGCUGGGACACAGAGAGAAGUUCGUAUCUUGCUGGACGGACUUAGUCCUACAUUUUGGAAACACCACCACAUGUAGAGUCGAGAGCGCACAUGCUCAGCUUAAGCAGUGGCUCAACUCUAGCACCGGUGCUCUGGACACAGUCUGGACGAAUGUCGACAAAGUUAUACAGUCGCAGCUGAUAGAUAUCCGCAAAACACUUGAGGACUCCAGACGGACUAUUGGCGUACAUCGACGCGGUUUUCCAUUUGACAAGCUCUCAUGCAGAGUGUCACAUUACUGUCUGGAUUUAAUAUCGAAAGAACUAAGGCGUAUGCGAGAAUUGAGUACCGAUGUCUACGAUCGAUGUGGUUGUGUGGUUAGAUCAACACAUCAGAUCCCCUGUGCAUGUGAGCUGCGAGCGGUGGUCGAUUCAGGUAUCACGCACCACUUUCAUUGA